AUGGGUGCUAAACAGAGCAAACGCUCAGUUGAUAUAAGCGGUAAGGAGGCUGAGAGUGCAGGAGAGGUGGCGGCGUCGAUCGCGGGUGGCGAAGGCCGCUUGGAGCCACUGGCCGAUGCCGACGCAUUGAAACCACAGCUUAACGGGGAUGCACACAUACACGAUACGGAGGAAAAGCAAAAAGAUGUCGAUAGUGGCACCCCAGAAAAUGAAAAAGAUGCUACAACAGAGAAAGAAACAAAACAACAAGAGGAGGAUAAGGAAGCGGCUCCUUUAACAAAUGGAGAAAGUGAACAAAAAGUGGAGAAUGGAGAAUCCACUCCCACACCAGAAGACGGCAAGAAACCUAAAAAGGAGAAGGUCAAGAAGAAAUGGUCGCUCAGGUCAAUCAGUUUUAGCAGAAAAGAUAAGCCUAAACAAGAGAAAAAACCUAAAGAUGAAGAACCCAAAUUAAAUGGCGAACCAGAGAAGGUACCUGAGGAGACGGCCGAUGUCGCUUCUGAAGUGCCUGUCGUUCCUGAAACAGCUGAAGAAGUAAAGACAGCAACCGACAUUAAAGAAGAUAAAACGCCAGAAACUCCAGUGACCGAACCAAUCACUAACGGAAGUUCUACCCCAGAGUCGCCUAAAGCUGAGACACCCGUCGUCGAAGAAGCUGCCGCUCCGAGUCCUGUCAUUGAAAGGCCACAAUCUAAAACGGAAGUAGAACCUGAGCAGUUACCAGUAAAUGGGCUUUCCAUAGCAGAGCCUACUGAGAAAACAACUGAAAUUGUGAAAAAUGAGGACAUCAAAGAAGCAUCCACCGCUGAAACAACAGAACCUGUACCUGAAAUUUCCGUCAAGAAAGAGGUUUGUGUUGAACAAAUGCCUUUGAUAGAUUCCACGCCUCCACCACUCCCUGCGAAUCCUCCUCCUUCUUCUGUGGCAUCCUUUGCCGCUACCACUAUGGCACCAGAACUGUCAGAUGCUUCGCUAGCUAACACUGCUGAUAACGCAACUCUGCCACCAGCAUUACCACCCUCUGACCCAGUUGUAAAAGACAAAGUUUAUGAAAUUGACUCCAAACCUAAAGACAGUGCAACAGUUGCCCAAUCUGACAGUAAUGAGCUUUCCCCUCCCGUAGAAAAAGUAAGUGAGGUAACUUCACAUCCUGUUACUGAAAAUGGAAUAGAAAAUAAUACUAAAGAAACCAUUAUUCUCACUACUGUUCCUGUAGAAUGUAACAAGCUUACAGUAGACAAUGUUAAAUCUGAAAAUGAAUUAAUUGAAAAACUUCUUGUUGAAAAGGCGAAAGUAUCCCCGGAUCCGGAGAUGCUUUCUUAUCCACCAAAAAUAAAUGAGGUCGAAAUUUCUUCUUGUAAUGUAAUUAAAGAACUAUUAAAUGACACCGAGGAGAUGUCUACAAAGUUACUGCCAGAAUUACCAGCACCUGCACUAGAAUUAAUUGAAAAAUCUGAGAUACAAAAAGAACACAUCUCCCCAGAAAAGCUGUGUCAACAUUCCGAGAUGGAUGUUACUUCUCCAUCUGAAUUCACUAAAGUCACAGAAAUCGAUAAGGAGAUGGAUCAGGUUACUGUUACUCUAGUAGAAACAGUGAUUGAGGAAAAACUCGAGAAUUCCGAAUCAGAAAUGCCUUCUCCUCCAUCGGAAGAUUUUGUAGUCUCUGAUGACACUGAUGAAAAAAAUACUGAUGAAGACUUACCGGAUCCUCCGCCACCACUAAACGAGGAUGAUUUUCUUUUGGUAAAAAGUAGUGUGUCAGCGAAAAGUGAAACCACUCUAGACAAAACUGAAAUUGUAGUCAAUUCUGAUAACAUACCUGAUAGCGAGGAAACGUACAGCAAACGAGAACACAUAAAAGCCAAUGAAAUUUCAAUAACGAAGUCAACAGACUCUGCGACUGAAAAUUUGUGUGAGGUAGUCGAAUGCAACGGCAACAGUGAGUUCGAGCCUGCUGAAGCGGUGUCCCAAAUUUCCGCCAAGGAAUCCUCUGAAGCAAAACCAGACAUAACAAACUUAAAGUCUGACAUAACCGUGACAAGCCCCGGCGAAUGGACGGCCGUGGGCGACGCGGACGAGUCGCUGCCGACGCCGCCGCGUGAGCUGUGCGCGCCCGCCCCCCCUCAGGAGCUUCCCCCUGUAAGCGACAAAUUAGCGGACUUGAUAUCUGAAGUUCCAGAAGUGCCAGAAUUAAAAACAGAACCGGAGACGACUAGUGGCGAUGCAGCAGUGGCCAACUAA
Molecule: messenger RNA, 2241 nt
Organism: Arctia plantaginis
Lineage: Eukaryota; Metazoa; Arthropoda; Insecta; Lepidoptera; Erebidae
Source: the annotation of a GenBank genome assembly